AUGGAUACGGACGUCGACGGCCGGAAACAGAUGGCGGCGGAGCAGGGAGGAGCCGAGCCGGUGCUGGCGGCGGGUGCCGGCAGGGCGGGAGAUGGAGACCGGAAGCAUCUCUCCUCCAUCGCCAACCACGUGCUCCGGCAAUGCUCCCUGACUCUGGACAGGAGUGUUAAUGAUUUGGUCGCAGACUUCGAUCUGGGCUUGAAGACUGCUGCAGUUGACAGCUACUCAAGAAGACUAGUUGAGUUUUGUUGCCUUCAGGCACUGCAGAUUAUCGCAUCUCAUGAUCUAGGAGACAAGAUUAGUGAGGGAUCGCUUAGUCGGUUCACUUUUGAUAUGAUGCUGGCUUGGGAGACCCCCACACAUUCGGAUCAACAAAUUACCAUGGAGAGCGUCGCUAAAGAAAGAGAAGAUAGAAAGGAGCCACUUGGAGCAAAUGAAGCCGUUAUGGGUGAUGAGACUUCACUGUUCUAUUCAGAUAUGAUGCCUCUUCUUGUGAAUGAAGAGCCGACCGUUGGAGAAGAAGCAUAUGUGUGGUUUGGAUCUGUAUUCCCUUUGGCUUGUGAUGUUGUCAAUGCUCGAUUCACUUUUGAAGCUCUUACUGCUACCACAGCUAGCAGGCUUCACUAUCCUGCUUAUGACAGAUUCCUGAAAGAAAUGGAGAAAUCAUUCAAGUUCUUGCAAAAUUUGCCAACUCCAACAGGAAUUGAAUUUGCUGAAGACGAAUUCAUUUUGCACACGGAGGGGACAGCAGGAACACAAAGGGUAGUGCGGCACAUUGGAACCACCAGUUGGCCAGGUCGGCUGACUCUGACAAACAAGGCACUGUAUUUUGAGGCUUCUGGCAAAAUUUCAUACGAAUCUGCUUUCAUUGUGGAUCUUUCAGACAUUGAAAUAGAACACCAAAUUAACACAGCUUCAACGGGCCCUUUUGGCAUGCCUUUGUUUGACAAAGCCAUUGUGUUUGAAUCACUAUCGGAGCCUCUGGUUUUGGAGUUCCCUGAGAUGACCAGCUCAACAAGGCGCGGCAUGUGGCUUACCCUGAUAAGAGAAGUACUCUUUAUUCACCGUUUCAUAUCAAUGUACAACAUAGAAUCCCCCAUUCACAAAUGGGAGGUACACUCCAGAAUUAUAUUGGGAGUUAUAAGGCUCCAUGCUGCAAGAGAGAUGCUAAGGAUGUCACCACCACUCCCUUCUAGCUUCCUAGUAUUCUCACUAUACGAUGACCUGCCUAAAGGUGAUUUUGUACUCGAACAACUAGCGAGCAACCUGAAAGAGACGUCGACAAUAACUCGACUGAGUGCAUCCUAUGUGUUCAAGGGUUUGAGCAAAUCUUAUCUGAUACCUUUGAGUGCGGAGAUAGCAAACGAUCAUGACACGGACUCGCGUAGCCAUGAACAGCCCUUGGCGUCCCUCGAAAGCAUGAUCGAUCAAGUAAAAGAUGAGGCCAGGGAAGUCACCGCUGCUAAUGUUGCCAUUCAAGGGAUGAAGGACGAAGGCAUCACUGAUAGCCUUCUUGUAUUGGUGGGGUUGGUUAGCCCCAUGGGCAAAUUGCGUCCAGUGAUUCAGCAGAUAACCUCGUGGGAGAGACCGCUUGUCACAGGUUGUGUCCUUGCUGUAAUUUUGCUGACCAUAUACAACGAGUGGAUCGGUUAUGUGUUAGCCGCGUCCCUGAUACUGGCAGUUGGCGAGAUGGUUUGGGCUAGACAGAGAAAGAUCGGCAAGAUAUGCUCGGAAGUGGUCAUCGAUACUUCUUCGGACAAGACAACAAUGGAGGGCAUAGUGGAAGCGCAGCAGAGCCUGAAGAAAGUGCACGAGUACAUCAAGACAGCAAAUGUCGUCAUCCUCAGGCUGUGGUCGAUUGCGGUAGCGAGGUCGCCAAAGCACACGGAGACGAUGAUGUGGAUGCUGACGGGGUGCGCGGUGGCGCUGGCCGUGGUCCCGUUCAAGUACGUCCUGAUCGGGUUGACGGCGGGCGGCUUCGCGGCGAACACGAGGAUCGCCAAGGCCGCGUCGAACCCGCAGGGAGGCCGGAGGUGGAGGGAGUGGUGGGAGUCCAUCCCCGCCGUCCCGGUUCGGACGGUCGACAAGAGUGAGCUAGGAAAUAGCUCGACGAAACUGAAACUGGCGGGAACUCUUGGGUCUGGUGUUACUACACUCUGCAGCCUCGUGUAUGCUUUGCAGUGA
Messenger RNA from Phragmites australis (common reed), 2184 nucleotides. RefSeq lists its product as uncharacterized. The transcript has 10 exons. The record is from RefSeq and is a predicted model, not a curated record. Lineage: Eukaryota; Viridiplantae; Streptophyta; Magnoliopsida; Poales; Poaceae. Bases 1 to 2184 code for a protein of 727 amino acids.